AUGCGACAAGCUGAGCGAGCCGCCAUACCGCUCUUGUUGACCGACUGGUAUCAUCGGCCCUCAGAUGUUAUCUACGAUGCAUACUUCACCACCGGCGCGUUCCCUCAGUGUGUCGACAGCCUUCUGGCCAAUGGAUUUGGCAGAGUACAGUGUUUGUCUGAAAGUGUCCUUCAAGCCGGUCGAGGGUUGGGAUUGGAUUCCAUCGUGGCGAACGAUCCGCAUGAUCCUCUGACUACAGCGAUGCCUAUGGCGUCUGACAGCAUGUCUGACAUGCUCAUGGACACAGCCUCGGGCAGCAAAAUGCCGAUGGAAGCAGUGUCAUCGUCCUCCAUCUCGACGAGCUCGAUGUCGAUGGAUCCAAUGUCGAUGGACUCAAUGGAAACGGACAUGUCCAUGAGCAUGCGCAAACGUUCUGAUCAUGCAACAACCACGGCAGCAGAUUCUACAACCUCUGGUAUGAGCAUGGCGUCGGCAAGCAGCACGUCCAUGUCACCAAUGGCCACCAUGUCAGGCAUGGCAGACAUGCCCAAUCUCGGUCCUAACGGUUGCAGUAUGCCGAUGAUGUGUAGACCAGGCUUUGGCGCAAGUUCCCUGCCACCAGAGACAUGCAGCAACACCAUGUCAGAGCUUCUCAUGUCAAGUGUCACCGCUUCUCAAGGUUGGGCAGCUUUCCAUCUGGUAAACGCAGGUGCUGUGAGUAGGCUGAGCAGCUCACUUGACGGUCAUUCCAUGUUCGUUUAUGCUGCAGACGGACUCUAUGUGGAGCCGCAAGAGGGGCUACACCUCUCAUUCGGCCAGCGGUAUUCAGUGAUUGUGGGACUCGAUCAGACGCCGGGAAACUACUACGUACGUUUUGCUUCGUAUCCAUACGGCGAUAUGCAGCAAGUCAUCGAAGGUCAAGCAAUUCUGUCAUACCAGACCAAUGGGACCAGUAUGACCAACAUGCACACUGUGGAUGAUUCCGGUUUGACCUGGAUGCUCGUGAACGGGUCGGCAAAGCCUAACGCUACCGAAUUGGACGACCAGAUGCUUGCACCCUUUAAUGGAAAUGCACCCCCAAGCGGGCAGUCAGACGUGACAGAACUGUUCGCCAUUAAUCAAACCGAUAUUCCCCAUAAUAUAGGAAACGCUUCCGAUGGCUGGAACGCUGGCACAACUCUCUACAUGCCCGGCAACUCGACCGUUGAUCUUAUCAUGUAUGUUGCGAACGACUCGAUGGAUACGAUGGGGCAUCCCAUGCACCUUCAUGGUCACAAAUUCUGGUUUCUGGGAUCAGGCGAAGGCGUAUUUCCGCACAGCUCUGUCACUGAGGCGCCUUCAUCCAUGAUAAACUUACAAAACCCUCCUUAUCGAGACACUAAAGAUUUGCCGCCGUCAGGAUGGGCUGUUAUUAGAUAUGUUACCGACAAUCCAGGAGCGUGGUUAUUCCAUUGCCAUGUCCAGUGGUAUCAAGUGAUUGGAAUGGCAGUUGUUCUUGUUGAAGAUGAGGAGCAAAUGCAGCGUACAGUAGGUUCGAUUGAGGCCGCCGCCAACAAUACAGACAUGACUGCUUUGGGAACAUCUCUGGCCAGACUUACCAUGAUUCCCACCUUCUCACAUUCAGUCGUCUUGUGCAUAGUAGUAUUGAGCCUUUUUCUUCAUUAG
Endocarpon pusillum Z07020 is the source of this 1644-nucleotide messenger RNA. RefSeq lists its product as uncharacterized. The coding region runs from base 1 to 1644 and encodes 547 amino acids. Gene Ontology annotation, molecular function: copper ion binding; oxidoreductase activity. The record is from RefSeq and is a predicted model, not a curated record. The transcript has 7 exons. NCBI's taxonomy places the organism in Eukaryota, Fungi, Ascomycota, Eurotiomycetes, Verrucariales, Verrucariaceae.